Myripristis murdjan (pinecone soldierfish) is the source of this 2540-nucleotide messenger RNA. RefSeq names its product membrane-bound transcription factor peptidase, site 2 (gene mbtps2). Gene Ontology annotation, cellular component: cytoplasm; membrane. NCBI's taxonomy places the organism in Eukaryota, Metazoa, Chordata, Actinopteri, Holocentriformes, Holocentridae. The record is from RefSeq and is a predicted model, not a curated record. Gene Ontology annotation, biological process: regulation of response to endoplasmic reticulum stress; membrane protein intracellular domain proteolysis. Gene Ontology annotation, molecular function: protein binding; metalloendopeptidase activity. The transcript has 11 exons. Bases 240 to 1739 code for a protein of 499 amino acids.
GGAAGUGAGUCGCGUAUCGCUGACGCUUUCUUCCAUUCAGGGUUUUGUCGCGGCAUCCCAAGUGAAACAAGAAAGCUUCUCUCUCUCCACCUUUCACAUUCAAGAUUUUAAUGUUAAAAAAGAGAUGAACAGGUGUAGUCGUGGCUAGCUUCGAGGUAAACCGGGGAGGAAACGGAGCGACGGGGAUGCCGUUGUUGAAUCCACCGUGUGUGUUGUCGGUUUGAGGCGACAGAUGAGCCAUGAUCCCUGUGCCGCUGGUGGUGUGUGUGUUGGGAGGCUGGUGUGCCGUGUACCUCACCGACACUCUCCUCAAGUCGUCUGUGACACACCGGAACAGCUACGAGUCAUGGCUGGCGAGCCGGGGUCUGAUGUUGUCCCCUUUCCAUGUGAGAUGGCAAACCACCAUGUUCAACCGGCUGUUUGCGUACUGUGCCCGCAUCAACCCCCAUGCCCUCUUCCUGUGGUUCAGCAGUGGUCUGGUGUUCGGUGUCAUCGCCAUGCUGGGCUCGGUCCUGCUGCUGAUAAGGACGCUGCAGCAGACGCUGGCUCAGAUGACCACCGACAACCCCCGGAUCGCCGGUCAGCAAGCCCUGCAGGUGGUGGUCCCUGGUGUCAAUCUGCCAACCAGUCAGCUGGCCUACUUCUUCAUCGCCCUGCUGCUCAGCGGAGUCAUACAUGAGCUGGGCCAUGCUGUGGCAGCACUGAGGGAGCAGGUGCGAGUGAACGGCUUCGGGAUGUUUGUGUUUGUUGUGUAUCCCGGGGCCUUCGUCGACCUCUUCACCACUCAUCUCAACCUCAUAUCCCCAACUCAGCAGCUACGCAUCUUCUGUGCUGGAGUGUGGCACAACUUUGUUCUGUGCGUGGCAGCGUUGGCCUUCCUCUUCCUGUUGCCUCUUUUCCUGUUCCCCAUGUACAGCACCGGUGCCGGGGCACUCGUCAUCGAGGUGGUACAGGGCUCUUCGGCUGACGGUCCCAGGGGUCUUUCAGUAGGCGACAUAGUAACAGGGCUGGAGGACUGUCCCGUCAGAGGAGUGGAGGACUGGGCCCACUGCCUGUCCCACCUCUCUCACACCCCACAGACCGGAUACUGUGUCCCCGUCACCAGCCUGCAGCCCAGCUGGGCUCACGGACGAGCUUUUAAGCGGCUGGACGGAACGAUGGACUGCUGCAGCAACAACAGCCUCACAGACCUCUGCUUUUCCUAUAUCAAACCACAAAACAGGAACAUCAAAGAGAGAGAGUACGCCUGCAUGCCGGUGCGUAAGAUGGUAACGGGAACGCGAGUGUGUCGCAGCGACGAGGACUGCAUCACACACUCCCACGCUGCCAGCGUGUGUGUCACCCCCUCUCUGGAGAACCAGACGCGCUUCAUCCGUGUCACACACCCGCCUAACACACACAUGCUGUUUGUGGGAUACCCCCCGCACCUUCAAUACGCUGUGAGCCUGACCAACUUUGUGCCCCGGUUUGGUUUCCUCCACCAGGACCUGCCCGUCUUCUUGGAAACCUUCUGCAAAUAUGUGGUGUCUCUGUCCGGUGCGCUCGCCGUGGUGAACUCGGUGCCGUGCUUCGCCCUCGACGGCCAGUGGAUGCUCAACGCCCUGCUGGAGGCCACGCUCGUCAACGUGGUGACGGAUCGUCAGCGGCGGGAGCUGAUUGGUUUCUUCCUCCUGCUGGCGGGCAGUGCCCUGCUGGCGGCCAACGUGGCGCUGGGGCUGUGGAUGGUCACCGCGCGGUAGCCACAGCAGCGAAGGCACAACCAAGGAUUUUACGUCUUACACAAAAAUAAAUAAAUAAAUAAAUGAAUUUAAUAAAUCAUCCUAUGAGGAAUGAGGCUGCUCAGGAUGUGUUUGGGCCAUGUGGACCAUUCAACUGUGAACAAAGACUGCAUUAUCCGGCAGCACUGCCCAGUUCAAUAAGGCAUGCUGGGAAUUCUUGAGUGGGACUGACUGCCUUCAGGCCAUUGGCCGGAUAAGGGCACAGACUGAUAAAUAAUGCACUUGCUCAUUAGCACUGUCAUAUGUGACUGUGUAAUGAUGGCACAAUCUUUUGAAAGUAAGUGUUUUUUUUGUGUGUGCAUGAGUUUGAGAAGGAGGUGUCUGUCUGCGUUUCAAGGGUUUGAUACAAAAAAAAAAAAAAAAUCAUGUCAGUAUUUCAAAAACAUGGUUCUCUCCUCAGAAAAUAUCACCAGUGUAACCUAAGGCCUGAACAUGACUCAUAUUUUAAUAGUCAUCCAUAAUAUGCUCUAACCUUCUGCCAGAAAUCAUUUUAUAUUAGCUGAUCCCUUUUUUCAUGGUGGAUGUCUCAGUUUAGGAUGAAACUCUGAAACACUGUGGACCGACAGUUGUCUUUCUCUUACUCGGGCAUUGCAGUGGAAGAAUGGUUCUCUAUAAAUUCCUUUCCAAUUUUUUUUUUUUUUUCUUUUUGUCCAUGUGUAUGUUUCAUUUUCACUCUCUCAGACUCUCACUUCUCUUUGUGCUUUCUCUUUGUAAAAAAUUGAAUUGUCAGCCAUGUGGAAUAAAAGGCCGUUCUGACUUAAA